Molecule: messenger RNA, 579 nt
Organism: Caenorhabditis sp. 36 PRJEB53466
Lineage: Eukaryota; Metazoa; Nematoda; Chromadorea; Rhabditida; Rhabditidae
Source: the annotation of a GenBank genome assembly
AUGAAUCUACCUCUAGUUUUGAUAUUCUGCCUGAUUUCUGGAGCUGUGAGUUUUCCGUGCUAGUUUGAAAUAACCUGAUUAACUUUUCAGAGAGCAUACUCGCUCGAUGAGACAGUCGACUGUGCCAGGACCGCCUUCAAAGACACCAUCAGCGAGCUGUCCGAGUUCUCUGACUUCCAGUUGGAAUCCUUUCAGAAUAUCAGUCCGGAAACCAAGAAGAAAUUGAAAGUAACGAUGAUGGGUGCGCAUUGUCUCAUCUUCCGUUUUAGUCGAGGGAAUUCCAGACGUGCUCUCUUCGUUGGGCCUUCUUCUCGAACUCUCGACGGCGCCUUCCGUCUCCUUGGCAACUCUGCCCUUAUUCAGUUAGUCAACGCCUCCUACUACUUUAAUGCUGAAACAAUUCCAGUUGUUCGUGCUAAAACACUGAUGGCUCUUCUGGAAAGAGACAUGGAUAACUUGAAACCUGAAACGGAACACCUCUCGAGCACAGUCCAGCCAAUCAUAGAUAAAGUGAGGGCAGUGGUAAACGGACUGCCGAUGAAAACAGUCGAGUGCUUCAAGUCCGUUAACAAGAGAUGA